AAAAAAAAUUUAUUCAUUGAGCCGUAACAAGGUAAUACUGGUUUCUAUUGUACAGUGGGACCUCCUUAUGAAUGCCUACAUAAUCUUAGUCUUUAUAUGCAUAUAUGACCUGGCUAGUCCUGAUGUUAACAUCGUCACCUCCACACAGAUAGUCUAUAGACUGGGACCCAGAUAUCUUUUUAAGUUUCAAAGAAGGUAGUCUUUUUCAGUGCAACCCUAGGAACCAACUUUAUCAGACGAAAACCAUACCCCCAAAAAAGGCAGCGUUGACAUCCCGCCAGCCAUACACACCCCCCUUGGACCCAUAAACCAUGCCACUGUCGAUCCUAUCAGACGGACAGAUCAAGGAUCUGCUCGAGGACCUCACGGUAGAGGAGCUCGAGUCGUUCCAAGCAGCCCUCAAGGACGCGCUACACGAGUAUAGCGUCGGCACCCAGAGUCGAUCGUGUCAGGAUGACAGCCACCUCGAGCGCCAGGUCGUAUUCACGCCGUCGACGGGGACAAAGAGCCUGUUUAUGCCAUCCCAUGGGCCUCCGGGGUUAGGGGUCAAAGUAAUCACACUGAGCUCCCCCCAGACAAACACAAACGCCGAUGACGGGGACGGACCAGAGCUCCCAGUGGUUCGCCCGACCGGAGCCAUCUCCCUCUUCUCGGCGCGGGGCGACCCGGUGGCCGUGCUGCACGCGUCGCACCUCACGGCGUUCCGGACCGCCCUGGCCAGCACGUGCCUGGUGCAGCGGCGGGACCACGUCAAGGUGCUCACCGUGUUCGGCACGGGCCUGCAGGCGUACUACCACGUGAGGCUGGCGCUCAAGUCGCGCGGCACCACGGUGAGGCAGGUCAACAUCAUCAACCAUCGGUACAACGACGGCUGCCGCGACCUUCUCAAGCGGUUCUGGACCAUCCCGGCCGAGACGAAGCGGCGCGAGGGUUGGGCCGACUGCCAGUUCGCCAUGCUGACGCCCGGGUACGUCGAGUACGAGCGCCUGCUAAAGGAGCAGGUCAGGGCGGCCGAUGUCGUCUUCUGCUGCACGCCGUCGACAAAGGAGCUGUUCCCGGGGGGCUUCCUCACAAACCCCGAGGGGAGGCGCAAGGGGAGGUUGCUGGUCGCCAUCGGGUCGUACACCCCCGAAAUGGCCGAGAUCCCGCUCGACGUGCUGCGGCAGGCGACGAAGCGGCACAAGGGCCACGGGCCGCACUUUCACAAGCACGCGGCCGAGGGUGGCGUUGUCAUCGUCGACACCAUCGACGGUGCGCUCAAGGAGGCGGGCGAGCUCAUAGCGGCGGGCCUGCAUCCAGACCAGCUGGUUGAGCUCGGCGAGCUGGUCAUGCUGCAGAAGUGCUCCCUCCCGGACGAAAGCGAUGUCGAUUCCGAGGUGGGCGGCACGCCUCUCGCCUCUCCGUUGGCUCAGGAAUUCGACGGGAUGAGCUUGACGCCGGGGUCUGCCAUGUCGACUGUGUACGGGUCGAGCGCGAGCAGGGCUUCGAGCACGAGCAGGGGAUCGUCGCCGAGUCGAGGAGGUGCCGCGUCUCCGCCGCCAAGUGAAAAGAGUCGGAGUGGGUAUAGAGGCUUCUUCUCGCACAAGCGGACAUCAAGCCAUAGUUCUGCCAGGUCCGAGACCAAGACCAAGACCAAGGAUGAUCACCUCGCGUUGUGGCUGCAGCGUGGAAAUGUCAUCUACAAGAGCGUCGGUAUGGGUCUCAUGGACCUGGCGGUGGGGAUGCACCUGGUAGAGUUUGCGAGAGAGAAGAGGGUUGGAUCGCAUGUUGAAGACUUUUGAGAGCGCCCUUGUUUUAGUGCUGUUUGUUGUACCAAUAUAUAGCCCAAUGUAUAUAACUCGACAUAAUUAUGGACCUUGGUUUGAUGUUUUUUUUUUUUUUUUUUU
Molecule: messenger RNA, 1886 nt
Organism: Pyricularia grisea
Lineage: Eukaryota; Fungi; Ascomycota; Sordariomycetes; Magnaporthales; Pyriculariaceae
Exons: 2
Coding region: 312-1781 (489 amino acids)
Cellular component (GO): cytoplasm
Source: RefSeq, a predicted model, not a curated record